CUUACCGUCCCAUUUUACAAGGAAACAACAGUUUCUCUUUGGCUAAAUUGGUUGUCUUUAAAGUUAUUAUGAGAAGAGACAUGUAGCUGAAUCAUAUUUUAUAAACUGAUGUCCAGCAAUGCAAGUGUGAACAUAACCAGUCUUGAAGACACAAAAGAAGUUGCCAAACUAACAGCACUUGACCGCGAUUCCGAAAACGAAACCAGUUCGGGAUCGGAUGCAUUUGAUAGUAAGUGUCGUUCCGGGAAUUUUGCAGCCCUUGGUAAAACCAACAAUAAUACAGAAGAAGAACCAGGGUUUAGAAAUGAAAGGGAUGAUAUCUUGCAGUGUGUAAGACAAAAUUUCGUGGAUACCUCUACACCAGUUGCCCUGCCACACAACAAUCAUGUCGAGAAUAUUGAGGAAGACGCAGAUGAGGGCGUUAUGGAUAUAAAGUCACCAAGUAAUCUGGAUAAUAAUCUAAACCAGAAAGAAGAUUUUAUCACUGACAGGCAGGCUUUGAAGCCAGAGAAUUCACCAGAAGCUGCAACUUGUGCUGUUGAAAAGAUUGAAAUUGACCAAGAUGAACUGUGUCCAUUGGCAGAGAA
Messenger RNA from Pomacea canaliculata, 587 nucleotides. RefSeq lists its product as uncharacterized. NCBI's taxonomy places the organism in Eukaryota, Metazoa, Mollusca, Gastropoda, Architaenioglossa, Ampullariidae. The record is from RefSeq and is a predicted model, not a curated record.